Planococcus citri (citrus mealybug) is the source of this 2081-nucleotide messenger RNA. Its product is annotated as XK-related protein 6-like. NCBI's taxonomy places the organism in Eukaryota, Metazoa, Arthropoda, Insecta, Hemiptera, Pseudococcidae. Gene Ontology annotation, cellular component: membrane. The transcript is spliced from 6 exons. The record is from RefSeq and is a predicted model, not a curated record. The coding region runs from base 423 to 1811 and encodes 462 amino acids.
GGGGCUCGAAGACCGGACCGGCGUGUUGUGUUUGAAAUGAAAAUAAAAUGCUACUCUUUUUUUGCUAUUUUUAAAUUUUUUAUCGAUGGUUCAACGUUACUGCCAGUCAAUUUAUUCGUCCUCUGCGUUUAAUUAUUCGAUUGUUCGACAUGACUGCUAGCGAAAUCGCCUUAUCGUUAUGUUCGUCCAGAGAAUGAUUACCAGUUCCAGUGAAUAGAAGAAGCUAUUCCAGUGUUUCAUUUCGUGAUACAUUUUGCUGAUAUUUGGUGAAAUUAUGAGCAUGUUUACGCCGCUCGUUGUGAUUGUCGACAGUUAUGCGCAUCAGAAAAAUCCGUUCUAGAUGAUGGAAUGUUCAAAACUAAUUCCGAAGUAUUCGGAUAAUGACUUGAGUGGAAUCGAAAAUCGCUCAUUCCGAUUAAAUUAUGACUACAGGCGAAGCACAACGUCCCGUCGAGGAGAUAAAUCUUGAGGAUUUUUCCGAAUCGAAAUGCCAUAGUCCUUCGACAGAAACAACUCCUAAAUCCGAAUCAAAUCGCGAAGAGUCUUCCGAGUUGAAAUCGAACAAACCUUUGAUAGAAGCAGAAGUGAAACGUAAACCCGAAUCAAUUUCAACUACAAUCACGUAUAGAUACUUGGGUGGAUUAUGUUUUUCAAUUUUAUUUCACUUAUUGGACGUCGGUACAGACGUUUAUCUUGCCUACCAAUAUUAUACCUUGCAGCAAACUACUUACUUCGUUUUAACAAUUAGUUUUGUUGCAAUUCCAUCUCUGAUCAUUACUUUGAUAAGUAUUCGAAUGUACGUUGAUGAUGAAGAAAAUGUCUCAUACAAAGCGUGGAUACUACGGUGCUUCUUGUUGAUCUUCCAGUUCGCUCCCAUAAUGAGAUAUAUCGAACUCCUUAUCCAAGCCGUUAAAUUGAAGAGAAACAAGAGCGAUUACAACGAUGAAAGUUACGAAAAGUAUUACAAACCGUUACUAAUUAAGGAUUCAAAUUUGAAUCUUCUACGUUUGAUAGAAUGCUUUCUAGAAGCUGCUCCCCAGCAAGUUCUUCAGUGGACAAUAUUACUUCGAAUGGAACUGAGUAAUUUAAAUUCCUAUCAAUUCAUGACAAUUUUCACUUCGUUUCUCAGCACUGCGUGGUGUUUUGCCAUUUACAAUAGAUCUGUCCGGUUCGCCAGGAAUGAGAAAAAAAAUUUAAAAUGGAUCAGUAGCUACUUUCAAAUAAUAUGGUUAUUUUCCAUCAUAACUGCUAGAAUUUUAGCAAUUAGCGAAGUAGCCUCGAUUUUUCCUAUUUCCACGUCCGUCGCUUGUUCUAUUCAUUGGUUCAUCAUGACGGUUUGGUUAUCGAUAUUUCAACGAACUUGGUUUUGUUACCAAUCAACUCAAGAUGCUAAUAGUAAAAUUAGACGAGUUCUAGAAAUGUGUUUUUGUGCCGUUUUAGGUUUAGUUUUUAUAUUCGCAUUUUUGACAUUCAAAGAUGGUAGUACCAAGUACAAGUAUAUUUUUUAUUAUACGUUAUGUUUCGUCGAAAAUUCCGUUGCGGUGUAUUUAUGGGUUCAUUACGGAUACGGUACUUUGAAAGGUGUCAGCUGGUUUAUACCUUUAUUAGUUGCCACUUGCGCUUUGUUUUUUAUAGGCAUUUUUUCUAUGAUAAUUUAUUACAGGUAUUACCAUCCUAAAAUAGGAAAAAUGAGUAAUAAUCUUAGUCUUACUCUUGAUGCGGUUAUGUCUUCUUAUGAAAUGAGUCAAUUGAGUCCCAUUUCUUUCGGUCGAAUUGAUAGACGUAAUGUUGCUGUGCAAGUUGACGUGUGAGAAUUCCGUUUCACUGGAAACGUGGUUGACGAGUUUAUUUUUUUUUUGCUGGUAUUUAAAUUGAUUUUUACCACUCGAAAGUACUUUUUUAAUCUAAUAUUUUACCAAUUUGCUUGAAACUGGCUUCCGACGCUGUUUUGAUUUGAUCAUGACAGCGGUCUUUACGUUUUACUCCAAUUUUUAGAAUUAUUUAUUUAUUCACGAUUUGGUAAAUUUUUUUUUGUAUUUUGUAAUAUCGUGUGCUGUGAAUGUAAUAAAUUGUAAGUCGCA